Molecule: messenger RNA, 711 nt
Organism: Aureococcus anophagefferens
Lineage: Eukaryota; Pelagophyceae; Pelagomonadales; Pelagomonadaceae
Exons: 3
Coding region: 1-711 (236 amino acids)
Biological process (GO): endosome organization; organelle fusion; vacuole organization
Cellular component (GO): HOPS complex; endosome
Molecular function (GO): protein-macromolecule adaptor activity
Source: RefSeq, a predicted model, not a curated record
AUGUUUGGUCUACAAUUUGGGCUGCGUAGACUCUCAAUCGAUGCGUUUCCUCGCACCUGUGCGUGGAUCUACGCAAGUUUGGGACUUUAUGAAGAAGCUGUUGGACUAACCCUUGAUUUUGAUGUCAACUUAGCGAAGGAAUAUGCCAUGCUGCCUGGCAUUUCAUUGAGCAGAAAGAUGCGCCUCUGGCUCAUGAUUGCCAAGCACAUUGUUACGGACCGAUCGCUGGCCAUCUCCGAGUCAUUGCGAGUCUUACAUGAAUCCAAUGUUCUAUCCAUCGAAGAUAUUUUGGCAUUUUUUCCCGAUUUCGUUGUCAUUGAUACGUUCAAGUCCGAGAUAUGCGGUUCGCUAGAUGAAUACAAUCGAAGUUUAGCAAUAUUGCGGGCCGACAUAGAUGAAUUCAUGAGGAGUUCCGCGGAUAUGCAUUGUGAAAUAUCGAGACUAAACACUGAUUCUUUCACGAUUCCCAUCAAUAUGUAUUGUGCAUUUUCUGGCUCAAGGCUCGCAAAUAGCGCAUUUAGUUAUUUUACUAGUGGCCUCGCCUAUUGUCCCUAUGCAACAUCAAGUUACUUGACAUCCUAUCUAAAGCGCACGAACAAACCUGAUGCUUGCUUCCACCUAGGAGAUGCGUGUCCUCUCACAGGCGACAUUAUGAUGACCGCAGUUGAUGCCCCCCUCCGUGCAGGAUAUGGAACGUGGGAUAUUGGCUGA